Molecule: messenger RNA, 3849 nt
Organism: Drosophila grimshawi
Lineage: Eukaryota; Metazoa; Arthropoda; Insecta; Diptera; Drosophilidae
Gene: Epac
Product: rap guanine nucleotide exchange factor 4
Exons: 19
Coding region: 40-3060 (1006 amino acids)
Biological process (GO): carbohydrate metabolic process; Ras protein signal transduction; positive regulation of GTPase activity
Cellular component (GO): plasma membrane
Molecular function (GO): guanyl-nucleotide exchange factor activity; hydrolase activity, hydrolyzing O-glycosyl compounds
Source: RefSeq, a predicted model, not a curated record
AGUUACUAUAAUUAUAAAUAACAAAACAAAUAUAUCAAAAUGGCGAUGGAAUGGAUAACAGCUAUGGACAAACGUCCUUGUGAUCGUAACUUACGUGAUGUGGAACUAAUUUCCUGUCGCUUGCGUCGCGUGGAGCCGCUGUGUCGCCUGCCAGGGUCAGCCUUGCAGCAGUUGGCAAUGUGUGGUUUCUACGAGGACUUGGAGAAGGGCGUCACACUUUUUCGUGCUGGGGAGCAAGGACGAUUCUGGUAUGCGGUUCUCGGCGGUUCACUGGAGGUGCGUUACCAUGCCCAUGCCGAUGCCGACGGAAAGAGCUCCGUCACUUUGUGUAAUCUUGGCGUGGGCGCCACAUUUGGUGAAUCAAUACUACACGACCUGCCGCGGGACAGCACCGUCGUGACGAAGACAACCUGCGAGCUGUUGCGCGUCGAACAGCAAGAUUUUCGACUCAUCUGGGAGAAAAACAAGGAGUUGAUGAAUGACAUUAUUACAAACUGCAAAUUAAAGAAUGGAUUUGGUCCCGGCGUACAGCCUGCAGCUGCCACAUCGCCCACAAAACGCCCACUGAGUCCGGAUCACCCGAAUCCAGCUCUGCCCAUUACAGAGACGCCGAGUCCUGCUAUGAACCGCAUGGGCUGGGCGCUGCGAACAUUAUUGGUGGUCGAUAACUCAAGCUGUUUGAAGGAUCGUAAGGUUUCGGGCAAGUUAAUACGCAAGUGUGCGCCCGGCACGGAACUGGUCGAUUGGCUGGUUAACUUAGCCCCCAUUGUGCACACUCGGGCCCAGGCGGCUGGCAUGUGGCAGGCGUUGCUCGAGGAAGGCGUUCUGACACAUGUUAACAAGGAGCAGCCGUUCAAGGAUAAAUGCUUUCUGUAUCGAUUUCGCUUGGACGAGGAGGGCGGAGCACCCGCCGCGGGCUUACCAGCUGCUGAGGAUCUUAGUGCAGCUAAUGAGCAUAUACGUGAGGCAUUAAGUGCACUCUUUCAACGUGGUCCAGAUGCCACAUUGCGCAUGAUAUUGCGCAAGCCUUCACAUGAGCGCACACCCGAGGAAUUGGAGCUGGUAUUCGAGGAACUUGUGCACAUAGCAGCCCUCUCCCAUCUAUCGACGAGCAUCAAACGUGAGCUAUCCUCGAUAAUUGUAUUCGAGGCCCAUGCCCAGGCAGGCACUAUAUUAUUCAAUCAAGGCGACGAGGGCCGCUCCUGGUACAUUUUACUCAAAGGGUCUGUCGAUGUUGUGAUACAUGGCAAAGGCACCGUUGCCACACUGAAGACUGGCGAUGAUUUUGGCAAAUUGGCUUUGAUUAACGACGCACCCAGAGCUGCUACAAUCGUUUUGAAGGAGAACAAUUGCCAUCUGCUGCGAGUGGACAAGGAGCACUUCAAUCGCAUCCUGCGUGAUGUCGAGGCCAAUACACUGAGAUUGCAGGAGCACGGCAAAGAUGUUUUAGUGCUCGAGCGUGUUGCAAAACAACGAGGACAGCAUUCAGCAUUCAAAUAUACCGUGAUGUCGGGCACACCGAACAAAAUGCUCGAACAUUUGCUUGAGACGCGCCUGGGACAGACGGUCAGCGGCAUGGAUCCAUUCCUCGAUGAUUUUCUGCUCACGCAUAUCGUAUUUAUGCCCGUGGUGCAGCUCGUCGAUGAAUUGGCCAACUACUUCCAUUGUGAUGCGCAUGAUGAGGCCCAAACGCCCGAGGAUCGGGAGUACAUCAUCAACUUUAAGAAGCGUGUCAUCCAAUUCAUGCAAAAAUGGGUUAUGGCCGUGCGACACGCCGCCUUCGAGGAGCCAAGCGUAUGCGAUUUUAUCGAAGAUCUAGCGGCCGAGGUGGAAGCCGAUCCCGAUCUAAAUGAGGAGACGAGCAUCAUACACAAUGUGCUAACGCAGAUGGCCAGAUAUCAGGAGGAUCGCAAUCAGAAUGCCGGCCAAAAGUGGAAGCUGCCCACAAAUGGCCAACCAAUUUGCCUAUUUAGCGGCAAUGCGACGCCAUCAAAAACAGUCAUCCGGCCGGACGAUGACAUCAUUUUCCGUGUAUACUGUGCGGACCACACCUAUUGCACCCUGCGCUUUCCCAUGCACACCACAGCGGAACUAAUCAAGGCGUGUGCCGCCGACAAGCUCCAAUUGAACCGUGGACCCGAUGACCUUUGCCUCGUCGAAGUUAAGUCCAAUGGUGAACGGUCCGUAUUCAAAGAUAAUGAUGUUAGCAUACCGACGGGUCUAACGCUCAAUGGCCGCUUGUUUGUCUCCGUCAAGGAUCAUCUAGAUGCUUUGACACAGUUGCCGGAGCAGGAGUGCGCCAUAGAUGGAGUUGACAUCGAUUUGGAACUCUUGAGCACCAAAGAGCUGGCCUAUCACAUCACAAUAUUUGAAUGGGAUUUGUUCUGGGCGGUGCAUGAGUACGAGCUGCUCUAUCACACCUUUGGCAGGCAUCAUUUUGGCAAGAUUACGGCCAAUUUGGAUGUGUUUCUGCGGCGCUUCAACGAGGUGCAAUACUGGAUUGUUGCCGAGCUCGUCUCCACGCCGAGCCUCAGCAAACGAGUGGGUUUAGUGCGUAAAUUCAUCAAGCUGGCCGCUUACUGCAAAGAGUAUCAGAACCUGAAUGCGUUUUUUGCAAUUGUGAUGGGCCUGUCGAAUAUGGCCGUAUCGCGGAUGCAUCAGACCUGGGAGAAGAUACCAUCGAAAUUUCGGAAAAUCUUUCAAGAGUUCGAGGCACUCAUCGAUCCCAGUCGCAAUCAUCGCGCUUAUCGUGUUUUCGUGGGCAAGCUGCAGCCGCCGCUGAUUCCCUUCAUGCCGCUCCUGCUCAAGGACAUGACCUUUGCCCAUGAGGGCAACAAGACGAGCCUCGACGGACUGGUCAACUUUGAGAAAAUGCACAUGAUGGCCCAAACAAUGCGCACCAUUCGCUUCUGUCGCUCGCGAAACUUGGGUCUGGAGCCACCGUCACCAAAGAGCGAGGGGGAAGUUCGCUCGUACAUCAGCUGUUUUCGUGUGAUUGACAAUCAGCGGGUUUUGACCGCCAUGUCACAGAAGGUGGAACCGACCCGGAAGCUAAAUUAAAUUAAACUAAAUGAAACAACCAACAAGUCGUCGUAUAGUCCCUUAUAAUUAGCUCGUAUUUAGUGUCUAUAACGCGUAUUUAAUGGGCUUAAAAAAAGAAGACCCAUAAAAACCGUAAUCAACUGCAGAGUUAUGAGCUUAGCUGAGUUGUUUUUAGCUGCCCCUUUAGCGACCAACCAGUGCAUUCUGAACUAAGCGCCGAAACCACAAAAACUAAUCAGCUAACUUUAUUCAUAUUAGCCAGAAUCAAAGUAAAGUUUAUGUAAGCUUGGCAAAGAUACAUAAAUAUGUUACAACAUCAAAAACAACUAUCUCAAUUUUCCAAAAUGAACUGAAACAAAAAACAAAAAAAAAAAAAACAGAAAACUUUUUGCUUUAAAUAACAUUUGGCUUUGGGUAGGACAUGGGAGUAACGAAAUUCCCAAGCCCAACGAGCGUUACAAAUAAAACAAACAAACAAACAAAUGGGCGUGUGUGAUACUAAACAUUUAGAGAAAGCAACAACAACAACAACAACCAAAACAAAAACAAUGUUCUAAACCUAUUUCCUACAACUUUACUAAACAAUAACGAACAAUAACAAAACAAAAAAAAAAAAAAAACGAAAGAAUAAAAAUGUUAUACGAAUAUCCAUUUAAAAUUCAUGGCUAUGCACAUUGUCCAAUCGAGAGGGAUAAUAUAAAAGUGGAGUCUAUUUUUUUAAUCAAAAAUACAAAUCAUACGAAUAUUUGGCAUGUCAUAAGAGUAAGCGACUUACCUGUAUAAUCAAAUCUAGUUGAAGCUAGUUAA